AUGGCUUCACACAACUCAUUAGAGAAGGCGGAAGUCGCCGAAAGUGAUACUGUUCACCAGGAACAGGUGCGCAGACCUUCCAGCCGAAAUGAUGAAAUUGGUCGGAUUGAUGCGAUGGCGCAAGCACCUGGAGUCACCAGGCAGUCUUUUGCGCAUCUGGACGAGAAGAAAAUUCUUCGCAAGAUGGAUUUGCGCUUGAUCCCAAUGCUGGCUCUGCUUUAUCUCCUGUCCUUCUUAGAUCGUGGAAAUAUCGGUAAUGCCAAGAUCGAAGGGCUCCAAGAAGACCUAGGAAUGACGGCAGACCAAUACAAUUGGUGUCUUACGGUAUUUUUCUUCAGCUACGCUUUCUUCGAGGUGCCGAGCAAUCUUCUCUUGAAGAAGCUUCGUCCCAGUCGAUGGCUGCCUUUGAUCAUGGUGGCGUGGGGAACAGUCAUGACGCUGAUGGGUAUUGUUCGGAGCUACAGGGGUUUACUUGCUGCUCGGUUCUUCCUUGGGGUCGCCGAAGCUGGUCUAUAUCCUGGCUGCGCCUACUAUGUGCUUACUAUGUGGUACUGUCGACACGAGAUUCAGUUGAGACAGGCUAUGUUCUUCUCUGCGGCCUCCGUAGCUGGCGCUUUUAGUGGCCUGCUAGCUUUCGGUAUCUCGCACAUGGAUGGUGUGGGAAAUUUGGAAGGCUGGCGAUGGAUCUUCAUUCUAGAAGGUAUUGUCACAGUUGUAGUUGCGGGGCUCGCAUUCCUAGUUUUACACGACUUUCCCGAAACCGCCAAGUUUCUAACGGAAGAAGAAAGAGCCUUUGUUGUAUGGCGUCUGAAGUAUGGACAGGACAAGCAAGCAACACAAGAAGGUCGAAAGUCUGUUGCUGAAGCAGAAGAAUUCCAGUGGGGAUAUGUUUGGCAGGCGUUUCGUGAUUGGCAGAUCUGGACCAAUAUAUUCGUCUACUGGGGGAUUGUAUGUCCUCUCUAUGGUAUCAGUCUAUUCCUCCCGACUAUCAUCGCAAAUCUGGGUUAUACCUCAAGCACUGCGCAACUGUUGACAGUGCCUAUUUAUAUCACGGCUGCCAUUCUAGCAGUGAUCUUCGCUUAUCUAUCUGAUCGCAUUGGGAAAAGAAGCCCGUUCGUGAUUACAUUCCUCUUUAUGAUGAUUGUCGGAUUUGCUAUGUGCAUUUCUUCUUCGAACCCAAAGGUUGUAUACGGAGGUGUCUUCGUCGCGACAUGUGCUAUAUACCCAUCCUUCCCUGGAAACAUUGCAUGGCUCAGCAAUAACCUGGCUGGCGGUUAUAAGCGUGCAGCCGGAAUGGCCAUACAAAUCGGAGUUGGCAAUCUUGGAGGAGCUAUGGCUUCGAACUUUUAUCGUUCGCGCGACAAGCCACGAUACAUUCUUGGGCAUGCUUUAGAGUUGGGUUUCAUAUCCCUUGGGAUUAUCGCUGCAUUCAUACAAGUCUUGCUGUAUACUGCGAUUAACAAGAAGCGCGCACGCAUCAUGCGGGAAGGCGGAGAUCAGCUCAGUCAGAAGGAGCUUGCUACCAUGGGGGACAAGGCACCGACGUUCAGAUAUGUGUAUUAA
Messenger RNA from Truncatella angustata, 1563 nucleotides. RefSeq names its product major facilitator superfamily domain-containing protein. Gene Ontology annotation, cellular component: membrane. Lineage: Eukaryota; Fungi; Ascomycota; Sordariomycetes; Amphisphaeriales; Sporocadaceae. Gene Ontology annotation, molecular function: transmembrane transporter activity. The coding region runs from base 1 to 1563 and encodes 520 amino acids. The record is from RefSeq and is a predicted model, not a curated record. Gene Ontology annotation, biological process: transmembrane transport. The transcript is spliced from 7 exons.